Molecule: messenger RNA, 2837 nt
Organism: Vespa mandarinia (Asian giant hornet)
Lineage: Eukaryota; Metazoa; Arthropoda; Insecta; Hymenoptera; Vespidae
Gene: Ance-3
Product: angiotensin-converting enzyme Ance-3
Biological process (GO): proteolysis
Cellular component (GO): plasma membrane
Molecular function (GO): metallopeptidase activity; peptidyl-dipeptidase activity
Source: RefSeq, a predicted model, not a curated record
CUUUCAAAGUAUCAGUCGAGCGGCCGUUGUCAACGUGAGAACUCAAAGCUGUCGCAAUCAACGAGUUAGCCCUCUUCUCUCGUCUCAUCCACGGCUCUUUGUCAUUUAUUUUUACUUACUUUAGCCCUCUUCUUCUCCGCUUCAUCUUUUUCUUCGUUCAACGUAGGACAGCGUCUCGUCUUUGACGGAACGAACAAGGAGAAAAACUGUAUGGAUCCUAGAAGGUACACGAGGCUUUUAGUGACGACUUGACGAAACGCGUCGACCGUGUGCUGCGUCUUCUUCUUCGACGUGUCAAGAUUCCUAAAGAAGGUGCUAAGAAGAUAAUUUUCGAGGUCGAUUCGGGAUCGAUUGAUGAUCAUCGGUUGUGAACAUUCACCCUGAGAUAUUGACUGCAGAUAAUGGAACUUGUACGAUGGUCAACGUCCGCUAUUGUUAUGUCGUCCACAGCGCUAUUUCUCUUCCUUUUAUCGUUUGUAAGUGCACAAUUGGAUCUGCGUGAGUCAAAUGGCAACGGAUAUGGACGUCAACUUCCUUCAAACGAAUUGGAUUACCGAAAUAUUUUAGCGAGAUUAGAUUUUCUCGGUGCUGAACGAUGCAGUGCUAAUGUAGCUGCUCAGUGGGGCUAUGAAACCGACAUCAACGAAUAUACGCAAUUGCAAGCACUCGAAGCCCAGCAACUGUACGCUGAUUUUCAAAAUCAAGCUUGGCAGUUGAUCUCUAGAAUUGACACCAACAAUAUAAGGGAUCCAAUAAUAAGACGUCGACUAAGAUAUCUCUCCGUAGUUGGUCCAUCGGCUCUUCCUUUAGACCAAUUAGACAGAUAUAAUCGAAUAAUUAACGAUAUGCUCGCAAUUUACAAUGGAGCGACCAUAUGCGCGUACAACGAUCCGUUUAAUUGUGGACUUCGUUUGUACCCAGAUAUCGCUGGAAUCAUGGCGAAAAGUCGAAAUUGGGAUGAACUGCAAUACGUGUGGACGGAAUGGAGAAGACGUAGCGGUGCUCCGAUGAGAGAUCUUUAUCAGCAACUAGUAACAUUAAACAACGAAGCAGCCAAAUUAAACAAUUUUUCGGAUGCUGCACAGUAUUGGAUGUUCCCUUAUGAAUCUCUGGACUUUGAGCAAGAAAUUGAAAAUGUAUGGGAAAUUAUUAGACCACUUUAUGAAGAACUUCAUGCUUAUGUUAGGAAAAAGUUGAGAGAUUUGUAUGGACCUGAAAAAAUCAGUGGACACGCACCACUUCCUUCUCACGUAUUAGGAAAUGUAUGGGCUCAAUCAUGGAUGAACAUCCAAGAUAUAACAAUUCCUUACCCCGGUAAAAACUAUUUAGAUGUUACACCAGAAAUGCAAGCUCAGGGUUACACGCCGAUAGAUAUGUUCCGAAUCGGUGAAGAAUUCUACUUAUCCUUAAACCUGAGCGCUAUGCCACCAGAAUUCUGGGCAGGCAGCAUUAUCGUCGAUCCCGGUAAUCACCCCUUGAUUUGUCAAGCCUCGGCAUGGGAUUUCUGCAAUCGUCUAGAUUACAGGAUUAAGAUGUGUACGAAGAUUACCAUGAAAGAUCUCAUCACCGUACAUCACGAGAUGGCUCAUAUUCAGUACUUUUUACGAUACAGUGGACUUCCUCGUGAAUUUCGAGAUGGUGCUAAUCCAGGCUUCCACGAAGCUAUCGGUGAAGCUGUGGCACUGAGUGUAGCUACUCCGCGUCAUCUUCAAACUUUGGGAUUAGCAAACAAGUACAUCGACGAGCCUGCGGCCGAUAUUAAUUAUCUCUUUUCCUUGGCCAUGGAAAAAUUGGUCCUUCUUCCGUUCAGCCUCGCCGUGGACAAAUGGCGAUGGGACAUUUUUCGUGGCUACAUCAACCGAGAAGAAUAUAAUUGUCACUGGCACAGAUUGAAGGAACAAUAUAGCGGUGUGAAACCACCUGUCCUCAGAUCCGAAGAUGAUUUCGACCCUGGUGCAAAGUAUCACAUUCCCGCUAAUAUUCCAUAUAUUCGAAAUUUCGUGGCUGGAAUCCUUCAAUUCCAAAUCUACCGUGCUCUAUGUCAGGCUGCAGGUCAAAGAUUUCCCGAUGAUCCACGAAGACCACUGCAUAAAUGUGACUUUUAUAGAAGUCCCGAAGUUGGAAGACUUCUCGGAAACUUGAUGGAAAAGGGCUCAUCAAUGCCAUGGCAAGAAACACUCGAACAAGCGAUCGGAGAAAACAGAUUGGAUGGAUCAGCUUUAAGAGAAUAUUUCAGACCACUCGAGGACUGGUUGAGAACAGAGAAUCUAAGAACCGGUGAGGUUGUUGGUUGGUCUUACGAUGGCGAUUACUGUAAACGUAGUAUAGAAACAGCCGGACUACAGGUAUACGGAAGUGGUUAUUACAAUUCUGCAUUUUCAAUGUUCGAAACGUCUCGGAUACUUAAAACAACGAUCAUUCUUUUAAUUGCGGUAUUCCUCUAUUAAAAGAAAUCGAUUAACAAAUUCUAUACAUGAAUACAAAUUCUAAACAUGUGAACUAUGAACAUUACUAAAAAUGGAUAAGUAUAUGCCUAAGAACUAUAAAGUGAGAAUAAAGAAGUUGAAAUCAAGAAGUUUAAUCAAAGGGGCCAGUGUAAAAGAAAUAUUGAUUUCGUUGAUCAUUAAGUUUGAUCUUUCUUUAAUGAAUACUCGGUGCACGAAAUACUUAUGUAAUUCUCUAAUAUAACGUAUGUGCCGAACUUAUGUAUGUUUGUGUGUCACACGAGCGUAUAAGUCUUAGUUCCACGCUCAUCUGUAAUCAAUAUACUCAGCACUUUUCAUUAUCUUGAUUUAAGCGUUGCUAAAACAUGAAUAAAAUUAUCGACUUUCUCAUAA